AUGACUGAAGAAGAUCUCUACUACAAUCCAACAUUUAUUAUCGUUUUAAUUGAUAUUUGUAGAUCGGAAUUAUUGCCAACUAGUACUGAUGAGUCUAAAUGGCUCAAAUCUGACAUAAAUCAAUUGAAAGAUGAACUUAUACGUUUACGUACCGAUGCUAGCAAUAAAUCAUUAUCGAUGGAAUCAACUGUUGCAAUUUUACAAAAUCGAAUCGAACAAAUUGAUAAUCGUUUCGAUAGAAUGAUAACAGAAAUGAUAUCAUUUCACGAUGCACUCAAUUGGAUGAUGAGAGCUAUGGCACGUACCAACAUGGACAGAGAUCCUCCAUUAAUUGUACAAAAGCCACGUAAGCUUGAUUCACACCUAUGAAUUGAAUAGAUACUCAAUAAUAGAAUGAAUAAAUCUACGAUAAUUCAAAAAGUUUCAUUUCUAGGCAUACUUAAUGUCUGAUAGCAUCGAUAUCGAGCUAUGGUGAGCAGCUAGGCAGAUACUCAUAGUGAUAAUGCUACGUAUUUGAUAUCGACUGUUCUUUUGAGAAGUUUGGGACUUUCGUAUAAAAAGAUUGUGAAUAAAUGCAAUUCAAAAUUACUAGGUUUCUUCUUUAUUUCGGACUCUUCAAGAAGGUUCGACAAAGAAACAAGAAAAUUAGCAAACAUCAACUGGAUACCUGGUAAUUUCGAAUUGGAUUUAUUCAUAAUGCUUUCAUACAAAAGUCUCGAACCUUUAAAAAGAACAAUCGAUAUCAAAUACGUAAUAGUGUCACUAUGAAUACCUGUCCAGCUGCUCACUACAACCCAAUACUCGAUAGCAUCGGUAUGGUGCAUGCCUAUACACUUCAGAAUUUCCACCAGAUUGAUGAUGUUCAAGUCAUUCUCGUUUGGAGGAUAAAAACUAAUGACAACUAUAGCAAAUAAAAUUUCAAUAAAAUUAGAUUCGAUUGAUGGAUUAAAGUAUUAGAAGAUUCUGCAAUAUCUAUUUUUUUUUAAUUUAAUAUUCUUAUAUAAUAUCUUUAUUAGGAACAUCUGUAUCCAAUCAAGAACGAUCAGAGCCAUCUGAAAACGUUCAGCGAAACCGAAAAACGAGCACAUCACUUCUAACUUUUCAACAAACACAGAAGAGUAAACAAGUAUUCCGGACAAACGAUACUUAUAUCAAUAUAUCGCAAGAAUCGAACAAUCAGGAUGAUAUUUGAACUUUUUUUCGCUACUCAUUCCCUAUUCGAUUGCGAACUUUAACUUGCUUGUAUUCAAAUUUAUCGAGAAGAUGAAUUCAAAAUUGAGGCAAAAUUGAAGAAAAGCUAAAAAUGACUUAAAUCGAAACUAAUGAGUUUGGAUUCUGAUGGCUGCCUUAGUGAUUGAAGCAUCCAAUAUUUUCUCUUGGUAUUUUAUGGUGGGAUCACUCCACUUCAGGUUUAUAUCCAUGCGCAAAUGCUGCGAUCUACUGGCUCAAAAAUUAGGGUGCGGGUGGGGAUUGGGUGUGGGUGGGUGUGGGUGUGGGGUGUGGGUGUGGGUG
Molecule: messenger RNA, 1512 nt
Organism: Rotaria sordida
Lineage: Eukaryota; Metazoa; Rotifera; Eurotatoria; Philodinida; Philodinidae
Source: the annotation of a GenBank genome assembly